Aspergillus niger is the source of this 453-nucleotide messenger RNA. RefSeq lists its product as hypothetical. The record is from RefSeq and is a predicted model, not a curated record. The transcript is spliced from 3 exons. Lineage: Eukaryota; Fungi; Ascomycota; Eurotiomycetes; Eurotiales; Aspergillaceae. The coding region runs from base 1 to 453 and encodes 150 amino acids.
AUGCACAGAGAGGAAGGGUAUCACGACAACGACGAAAAACCACCACCAGGGUGUAUUAGAUGCAAGCAGACAAAUGGACGACUGGGUCCCGACGGAAGAGCAAUGAGACUGGAGAGUGUGACCGGUGCUUCGGAUAGUGUCUCAAGAAGUGGAAACGUUCUUCUCAGACGUAGGAAACGCUCCGACACCCCCGUGUGGGAGGCCUCAUUCAAGGCAUCAAUCUAUCUAGUUAUCUAUCUCCUAGGAGGGUCAGCGAAAUCGUCCAGCGUGAAAGCCGGAGUCACUAGUCAUGGACCUAAGCAGGAAGAUGACCUCAGGGUUCAUGGCAUGGCGAUCGAGGCCCAGUUCAUGACCCUCAUCAGGAGGCGUGGGCCAACGAGACCAGUGCUGGAGAUAAGCAAGGGUCUCUGCACGGCAGUUUGGGGCAUGAUUGGCAUGGUUCUGGGGAACUGA